Molecule: messenger RNA, 1709 nt
Organism: Crotalus tigris (Tiger rattlesnake)
Lineage: Eukaryota; Metazoa; Chordata; Lepidosauria; Squamata; Viperidae
Gene: BABAM1
Product: BRISC and BRCA1 A complex member 1
Exons: 10
Coding region: 330-1316 (328 amino acids)
Biological process (GO): protein K63-linked deubiquitination; mitotic G2 DNA damage checkpoint signaling; positive regulation of DNA repair
Cellular component (GO): nuclear body; BRISC complex; BRCA1-A complex
Source: RefSeq, a predicted model, not a curated record
UUCCGGCCAUCGCUCGCGCGGAAACUACAAGUCCCGGCAGCCCUUGCGGGGACGGCUGCUUUUUUUUUUUCCCAUCCCCCCUUCCGGCCCCCUCUUCUGCGGCGCUGGGCUCCGCGGGUCCCAGAAGACGCGCCGCCGGACCCGUCUCGCUCCGGGCAUCGUGGCUGCGCCAGGCGGGGGUCUGCCCAGAAGCCCCCCGAGGAGGAGAGGCUGCAGCUCCCCCCACUGCCCAGAAGGGAGGAUUGUCAGAACCCCCUCCCUCCCAAUUGUGUCACUCUCCCGGUGGGCGUCCGGCAAUCCUGGACUCGCCCCCAGCGGGUGGGACUUGGAUGGACACCUCGGAGACCAACAGCGCGACGGAGGAGGAGGAGGAAAUGGCCUCCGAGCAGCGACCCAGGACCCGGUCCAACCCAGAGGGGGCUGAGGACCGCACCCUCAGCCUGCAGGCCAGCGUGGGGAGUCGAAGCGAAGGGGAGGGGGAGGCGGCCAGCACCACCACCAGCCCCCCCAGCUCUGCCGUCCAGGCCCCCAACGGCAAGACCUGGCUGGCCCCGGCCCCUCCCGCCGAGUUCCAGGUCCGGACGCCGCGGGUGAACUGCCCGGAGAAAGUGAUCAUCUGUCUGGAUCUCUCGGAGGAAAUGUCCCACCCCAGGCUGGAAUCCUUCAACGGGCUGAAGACCAACGCCCUCAACAUAUCCCAGAAGAUGAUCGAGAUGUUUGUCCGCACCAAACACAAGAUUGACAAGAGCCACGAGUUUGCGCUGGUGGUGGUGAACAACGACGUCACAUGGCUCUCCGGCUUUACGUCCGAACCCCGGGAAGUCUGCAGCUGCUUGUACGACCUGAAGACCGUCCUCUGCAAAUCCUUCAAUCUGGAGGGCCUGUUCAACCUGAUACAGCAGAAGACGGAGCUCCCGGUCACGGAGAACGUCCAGAGCAUCCCUCCACCUUACGUGGUCAGGACCAUCUUGGUCUACAGCCGCCCGGCUUGCCAGCCCCCCGCCGUGCUGACCGAGCAGAUGAAGAAAAUGCUGCACUGCCCUUACUUCUUCUUUGACGUGCUCUACAUCCACAAUGGUCUGGAGGACAAGGAGGAGGAGACCGCCUGGAAGGAGACCUUCGCCUUCUUCAGCAACCUGGACGCCAAGGGCACCAACUACAAAUACGAGGUCUCCCUGAGCGGGCCGGCCGUGGAGCUGCACAACUGCAUGGCCAAGCUGCUGGCCCACCCCCUCCAGCGGCCCUUCCAGGCCCACGCUUCCUACAGCAUGCUGGAGGACGAGGAGGGGGCGCCCGAGAUUGAGGCCGUGGUGUGACCCUCCGGAUUGGGGGGGAGCCGGCUGGGGGGGGGGGGCGAAGCAGGGAGACGGACCCCCGAGAUGGGGGGAGCAGCCAGGUCCUUGUUGGCCAGCGAGAGGGCUCUGAGGAAGAUACACACACAUACACACACACACGCACACACCGGGUGAGGUCCUCUGUUUUCUUUGUAACCUUCCUGGCCAGGGGGUUGGGAAUCCCCCCCCCCAAAAGAUGAAAGGAGACCCCUUUCACUGGAAACUGCUUCUUGGGGAAUUAAAGGCCUUGGGGUGGGGAGGUCGAAGGUCAGUUGAUUAAAAAAUGUGAUUUAACCUUCCUGCGAGUCGGGUCUGUUUCCCCUUGAGGGAACCCCGUGUUGCUCAGCUGAAUUCCAGUACAGUUUGCAAAAUCUU